Messenger RNA from Aplysia californica (California sea hare), 2550 nucleotides. RefSeq names its product inositol polyphosphate 5-phosphatase K. NCBI's taxonomy places the organism in Eukaryota, Metazoa, Mollusca, Gastropoda, Aplysiida, Aplysiidae. The coding region runs from base 705 to 2066 and encodes 453 amino acids. Gene Ontology annotation, biological process: phosphatidylinositol dephosphorylation. The record is from RefSeq and is a predicted model, not a curated record. Gene Ontology annotation, molecular function: phosphatidylinositol-4,5-bisphosphate 5-phosphatase activity. Gene Ontology annotation, cellular component: ruffle; cytoplasm; plasma membrane. The transcript is spliced from 13 exons.
CAAUAAGAGUAGGCUUCAGCCGCCACCCCGGCAAAAUUCAAAAUUUCCUACCAACUGAAAGUAAAUGAGUCCCGCAUGCUCAUAGUCCUGAGCUUACAGUGCAGUUUAAGUGUGCUGUAAAACACUUAUAUCCUAAAAAAAGAAAAAAAAUUUAAAAGAACCUCUAGAUCAGAUCAGGAACAAAACAAAACAUCUUACCAGCUCAGGGUAUUAUAUUUUCUACUGUAUUUAAAUGGGUUGCUUUCUUGAAGGAGUAAAAUAAAUUUAAUCUGAACAUUUAAAAAACAAACAUGAAAGCAUGAGUCAAAAGGGGGUUAGAAUGGGGCUUGAAUGAGAUUUGAUGAAUCAUCCAAGAUAGUCUGACAGAAGUCUAUGAUUUAUGAAGUAGUGCUAUAGUUACCGUUUCCCCCAUUAGUCACUAAUUACAUGAUUUGGUUCUCCCGUUUGUCAAACUUUUUCUUCUUUUGCUCGUAGAUCUCGAUGCCAUUCUAGUCUUUGUGUCAUGUUUUUUUUCUAUUUUUGAGUGUCUUCCAUAAGAUGAUUUCUCAUCUAUAUUUUCCAGCUUUUUUUCUUUCUCACCUUCUGAAUGUCAAGGUGCUGUACUGUUCUUUCCAGUCCUGUCCUGUAUUCUACUGUUCUUUCCAGUCCUGUCCUGUAUUCAUUUUUUAAAAGAAAUUUUGUACUCUCCUCUAGUGAAGAUAAAGAUGCCACUGUGGGACGGACUCAACAAUAUUUUGUCCCAUGGAAAAGGCGGCAAGAAAAGCAAAUUCAUUGUAAAGUCACAGAAUGAAGCCGCUGAAAAUUUUAAAAUGCUGACAGCGGAAUUCGAACCAAGUAUUGCAAGAGUUUACCUGGUCACCUGGAAUGUCCACAACCAGCCACCCCCAACUGACCUCGCUGACUUGUUAGGACUGGACAUUGAUCCGUCUCCUGACGUGUACGGCAUUGGUUUGCAGGAAGCCUUCAACCAAGAAUGGGUGCCAGCCAUCUCUCAGCCGCUCUUCAAAAAGGAUUAUGUCAGGGUGAAAGCCCGUCGCCUCCAGGGUAUUGUGACAGUCAUGUUUGUGAGAAGAGCUCUCCUGCCAUUUGUUACUAGUGUCGAGUCGGAGAUUACCAAGACCGGCCUUGGUGGGUUCUGGGGCAAUAAAGGUGGGGUCAGUCUUCGUAUGGACUUCAUGGGUCUGAACUUCAUCGUGGUCAACUGUCAUCUGGCAGCUCACCAAGACCAGGUGGCAGCUCGGCUGUUGGAUAUUGACUCCAUACUGGACAGCCAGAAGUUCAAGGAUGCGGACACUGACAACAUUCUAGAUCAUGAUUACAUAUUUUGGAUGGGAGACAUGAACUUUCGCUUGGAAGACACACCAUACGAGCAUGCCGUCAUGGAAAUAUCAAAAGAGAAUUUCCCAGUGCUUUUAGCAAACGAUCAGUUAAAUUUGGUGAGAGAAGAAGGGCUUGCCUUUGAAAAUUUCAAAGAGGGUCCCAUAACUUUUGCCCCUACAUACAAGUUUGACCCAAGCACUGAUGUCUACGACACAAGCCCAAAGAAGAGGAUUCCUGCGUACUGCGACCGCGUUCUUUAUCACUUCCAUGACUGCGCAUACGGCAAGACAAGGCUACAGAGCACUCUCCUGGACUACCGCAGCCAUCCAUCUUACAAGGAAAGUGACCACAAACCUGUGUCUGCUGUGUUUGACAUUAAUGUGAUGUCCAAGCCCAUUUCUCAACCUGUUAAGUUUCUGUCUGAGGGGCUUGUGUGGAGCAGGCAAUCGCCGCAGAAGGUCACAUAUCAUGUCCGGAGAAACUUUCAGGAAACUAUUGGAGAUUGGAUAGGAUUGUAUAAGGCGGAUUUCACCGAUUUCAACUCCUACAUCUCAUACGUCUGGGCUCCGACAAGCAGUGAUGGUGUCCGAGGUGGUGGAGCCGGCAAGGACUCGAGAGGCAUCAACAAACAGGUGAAGUUUGCUCGCAGUUUGCUGGAGCGGGCGGAGGAGGGAAUGUACGUCCUCUGCUACCUCACCUUCAAGAACUCCCUGUGUGGGAUCAGCCUCAAUUUCUUGGUAUGCUAGGUCGUCCUUGCAGGUUGUGCAGGGAAUUCUCGGGAUUCUUCAAGGCAGCAAAUGCCAAACUUUUUACUAGUUGUGCCACCUCACAGGUCAGGAUCUUACCGUUCAAUAUCUCAACAAGCUCAGGAUUGAAGGACAGCUGAGUUCAACUGUCAGGAUCACCUUUGUUAAACGUUUUAUCUGUAGUUUUACUACUUCAUGGAAACAGAGCAAAGGUGAAAGCACUUUCAAAAUCAAUUACAAGAGCAAGAACAAAACUUGGUUGUAGAUUUGAAAGCUUUUUCUACUUUAAAUGAAACCUAAAUGUGAACGUACUUUGAGCAGGAUAUUUUUUAAUGCUUUAAUUACAGCAUUGUUUAGACACUGCUCGAUCACAGCCGAGCUGUGCUUAAGAACAUUCCAAUUCCUCUGAAAUUCAUAGUUUUAAAAAUGCUAUUAAUUGCUUUUAGAAAAAUAAUUUGUAGAAUGUUUUUAAUUCAAUUGCUUU